AUGUCUAAUCAACUUACUAUUACAAAAAGAAUGUGUACUGCAAUUAGUGAUAGUUUGAAAUAUGAAAUUUGUAAAUAUCAUUUAAAGUAUUCUACUCAUACACAAUCACAAAUUGCUUUAUAUUUUAAUACUCAAGAUUCAAAAAAAAAACUUGAUCAUUCUACUAUUUCUAAAAUAUUAAAAGACAAAGAUCAAUGGUUAGCUAAAACAGAAGCAGAAAUUUCUGAUACAGUUUUUAAACAUAAAAAAACAAAAUUUCCACAAUUAGACCAUGCUAUACAAUUAUGGGUUAAAAGCAUUAUUUAUGAAAGAUUGUUUUUAACUGAGGCAAUAAUCAAAGAAAAAGCUAUCUAUUUUGCUCAUGCUCUUUCAUUACUUGAAAAUGUAUUGAAAUUUUCUAAUAGUUGGAUUAACAAAUUUAAAAAACGAAAUCACUUGCAAAAUUUUCGAUUACAUAGUGAAGCGGAGAGUGCACCAAUUGAAUCACUUCCAGAAUUUCGACAAGAAUUAUGGGAAAUUAUUCAAGAGUAUACGUUAGAUAAUGUAUACAAUGCAAAUGAAACCAGCUUAUUUUAUCGCUUGGCACCAUAUCAAACAUUAGCCUCGAAACCAUGUUCUGGCUGGAAAAAAGUGUCCAAUAUACCAAGUAAUACACAAGAUACGUCUGAUGAUGAAGAAUCUACCAAUCA
Messenger RNA from Dentiscutata heterogama, 689 nucleotides. NCBI's taxonomy places the organism in Eukaryota, Fungi, Glomeromycota, Glomeromycetes, Diversisporales, Gigasporaceae. The record is from the annotation of a GenBank genome assembly.